UUUGGGGUUUGCGCAUGCGUAGCGUUGGCCAAAAGGAAUGAACGUUGUAACUGAUUUCCGAAUUCAAGUGAUGAAAGGGCAACUAUGUUAGCAAUGAGACCAAUUUAAAUUACAGUGUUUAAACACAAGGAUUUAAGCAGAGAUUCAGCAAAAACUGGAAGGAGAAUAUACCCAGACGCGUUUAGGAUAAAGAGAGUGGACAUCACUGAUCAAAGUGAAAUAUAUGUUAAAACGCCUGUUGAGGUAUAGAUUGAUCGAGCGAUGUAGAUAAAUAACUUAUCAAGCUGUACGAAAGAAUGAUAUUGUACAGUCAAGUGAACUUUACUACGAGGAUUACAGACAUAAAAGGUUGACUUUUAUUUAGUUCUCGACGUCAAGCAUUCCUGAAUUAGUGUAAUAGUGAAACGGUAACCCUGACGUGCAAGAACAUUUUUGUAGAAUUGCAAAUUUCUUAAGAGUUGUGGAGAUACGGAUAUUCUAUCGAUUCAAACAGCAAAGCCAGAUCGAUUUCGAAGCAGAGAGUUUUGAAGUCCCUGCUCGGAUAGAGAGUGCUGACAUUAGAAUGUGGCAAACAUUGGCCUUCCACACACACACCUCAAAACUGCAAAGUCGACGUCGGCAAGAUCAGGCAUCCGAAAUGUAUGAAAAGGAAAAUUGUGGAUAUAGUGUACCUAUGCCAUAAAGAUGGAGAAAAAGGCCAUGAAGGCAGUUAAACUUCCUAUAUUUCAUCGUGAGGGCGCACAUCUAAAAAGUGGCGGUCUAACCAAAAAUUGUGGAGAAAAACCACAGAAGCUUACUUUUCAGCCAUUCACAAAACAGUCGUACUUGAAAGUUAUUGCUGAUCAAACACAUCGAAACUGGAGAGUUUCCUUGAGGAAAAGGAGGUAGGACUCGUUCUGCAUUCUACUGAGGUACAUGUGCGCGCAACGUCCGUACCAAGGAUGCACAUCUGAGAGAUGGACAGCUGAAGUUUGACUUUGAUGAAGAGGAUAAAUUGCCAGAUAUUAAUCCUGAUUUAGAGCAUGACAUGCCACUAAAACCAGAAUAUGGAACUGUUCCUUCGUGUCUGUUGGGAAUACCUCUGGAGGAAAUAGACGAAGGCACCAAAGCUAGAGACGAGACCUUUGUGGUCAUCAGCAAACGAUUAAAGGAAUACUACAUCGCACGCUUCUCUGCUUCUGAGUCUAUUUUUUGCUUGUCACCAUGGAAUAUUUGCCGGCGAGUGGCAAUUUUCAUUUGCACUAAUCAAUACUUUAACUUCUUUAUACUUUUUGCAAUUCUGGCAAAUUGCUUCUGCCUGGCCAGCUCAGAACUGACAGAUAACAAUUAUCUGGAAAUGACAUUCUUUAGCAUUUUCACAGCGGAGCUGAUAAUCCGAGUAAUUGCAAGAGGCCUAGUUACGUCUUCUUACUCUUAUUUACGGUUUCCUUGGAACUGGCUUCGAUCUGAUUGUGGUUACUCUUGCGCUUCCAACUGUUUUUGGAGGAUCCAGUUCAGCUCCUUCCCAGUCUCUGCGUGUAUUCCGGGUUCUGCGAGUCCUUAAAACAGUUUCCAUCUCUCCUGGACUCAAGACCCUCGUAAAUGCUAUGCUUAAAGCAUUCCGGAUGCUGUUUGAGGUAAUCCUGGUAACCACAGCCAGUCUUUUUAUCUUCGCAGUGUAUGGAAUAGAAGCAUACAGAGGAACACUUCGUCAGAAGUGCGUGAUUGAUCCUGCCACCCUACCCAUGCCUCCAGGGAUAGAUGGGGGCAUAUUUUAUGCACAGGCCAUCAGGAACUCAGACAACUGGUUCAAGAAGGAUGACAGCAAAGACUUCUUUGUAUGUGGAAAUAACACAGGAGCAGGACGAUGUCCCCAUGGCUACAUAUGCUUGCCUGAUAUAGGUGAUAAUCCUAAUUUUGGAUAUUGUAACUUUGACAACAUUGGCUGGUCUAUGCUCCUGUCACUUCAAUUGUUUACCCUUGAUUACUGGGAAAACAUAUUUCACAAGGUUGUCCAUGCCAAUGGAAUUUGGACAGUAGUAUAUUUUAUAAUUAUUGUAUGCUUUGGUUCCUUCUACUUGAUGAAUGUAACUUUGGCCGUGGUGGCUACUUCCUAUGAGGAUGAAGCAAUACAAACAUAUGAGGAGAAAGAGAAAGAGCUUUCUGCAAAAAGACGCCAAAAGCAGAAAGAAAUUUAUGACGGUGUCAUGAAAACACUGUCAAAACCUCUUUUUUCUAGAGGGAAGGUCUCCAAAGAAUUAAAAUAUGACCAGAAGGACUCCUCAAAUAAAGUCAAGAUAGUAAAACUAAUUCAACAUAAAAAGGCAUUGGAAAAGCAGCUGUCAGAGUUUGAAAGAAGGAGGGAAGAACAUAUAAAGAAUGAUAUUUCUGGUCAUGCUUUAAGUAGCAGCCAGAAUGCCAAGAAGGAUAGGUCCCAAAACUGUCUUCAUGUAAAAAAGAACUCCAGUCUGAAGAAAGUCUUUGUAAAACCUCAGAAAAAACAGCUGUUUCUAAAUUGUCAGAGAUCAUCAUAUCCAACCAGACAAUUAAAUUUCAGAACACAUGGCUUACAUUCAUCUAGAGAAAAGAGCCAAAUGAAGCUUCAUAUUCCCUUGUCUAAUGAUUUGGAUAAGCAAGAUACAAUUUCAGAUAACUUUGACUUGAAAGAUAAAGUAAUUUCACUCCCUAGACCAGGCAUUUAUCUUCAGCUGAUGGAAGUUGAUAAUGGCUAUCUUGACAGAAGUGUCAAUAGUGAAAAAAGUUUGUGGGAAACCAGGAAUUCUGUUCUGGGAAAUCCCGAUAUCACAUUGCCUGAAACCAAAAAAUAUUCAAGAACUGGAAAAUAUUUUUCAAAUAAAGACAAAAGAUUAAAGAACAAAAUAAAGGUACUACCUCCAAUACCUGGUAACAUCAAUGAAUCACAUCUAAGAAGGAAUGCUGAACAUUUCAGCUCAGAGACUGGUAUAGACUUUAUCAAGACAAAAGUAGAGACCAAAAUUGAAAAGAAAGACAAAAUAAUCUUUGACCUGCAUCCCCUAAAGUCUGAAGUGUGCCCAGAGAGAAGAUCACCAGAUAUUGGUUCCUUUGUAAAUGCAUUCAUUGAAGACAGCUGGGAAAGUGAAAUGGCAGUAGAUUUCAGUGAUUAUGAUUUUAGUCCUAAUAAAAAACUUAUACAAAAUGAGAAGAAUCUUAAUCACAAUAUGGGAGAUUUUGUUAGUGGUAAGAAAGAAUGUCUACAAGUUUGUGGAAUCACUACUAAAUGCAAAGAGAUGAAAAAUCAGAACAGUAACAAUGGGAAGGAAGAUGAGUUUGAUACGGAAGAGAACUCUGCACAUGACAAUCUCGAUAGUUUAAGUCACAAUCCUUUGGAGGAUAAGAAUUCUGUUGAAAUGGCAGAGGGGAAACUGCAGAAUGUUGAUUCUUUCCAUGAAAAUAAAAGCAGAGCUCAAGAAAGCCAACAGCAAAGUAAAACAAGUCAAUCACAAAACACAGCUGAUAAUAACCCUUCUUUUAAUUUUGAUGGUUUCAAAUCAAAGAACUAUGACAGUGGAGUUGCAGGAUCACAAGAAAUUGUGAAAGAAUCCUCCUCAGAGAACAUGUCAGAAAGCGAGGACUUUUCUGAACAGCUCAAACAUGAAAGCUGUUCAUCCUACUAUAUUCAUCGCAUCAUGGUAUCUCACUGGCAGAGACUGCAGAAUGGAAUCCACUCUGUAGUGACAUACUUUUUUUUUGAAGCCUUUAUCACUAUAUGCACUGCUAUUUAUGCAAUAUUUUUGUCUACCGAACACCAUGGGAUGAGUAAAGUGCACGAGCAAGUAGUGGAUGUCUCCGGUUAUGUAUUCUUGAUGCUGAUUUCUUUGGAAGUUUUGUUGAAAGUCAUUGGUCUAGGAUGGAAAGAAUACUUUGAGCAAUCCUGGAAUCUCUUUGACUUCUGCAUUGUUACAAUUUGCUUAAUAAGUGAAUUACUGAUCAAGUUUUUGGCCUUGGAGAAUCUGCCUGGUGUUGGGGCCCUCCCUUCCAUUAGGCUGCUCAGAGUGCUGAGGAUAGCAAAGGUAUGGCCAGCUAUGAACUCAUUCCUUCUUAUCAUUGCUGACUCCUUCAGUGGCCUUGGCAAUCUUAUUAUCAUUUUCAUCAUUGUUCUCUACAUGUUUGCUGUUAUUGGCUUCCAGCUGUUUCAAGAAGAAUACCAGACAAGUGACACUAUAUCCAGAUGGAACUUCAUAAACUUUCCCCAUUCCUUCAUGAUGAUAUUCCGUGUGCUGUGUGGAGAAUGGACUGAACCUCUUACAGACUGCAUGAGAUUUGCAAACACCAAACUUUGCAUAGCUACCUUCUUGACUUCUUUGAUUUUUGGAAAAUUUGUUGUACUGAAUCUCUUUCUGGCCCUACUGCUGAAUUCAUUUGGAAAAGUUGACAGUCAAGAAAGAGCCAGAGGAAAGGAUAUGAGGAAAAGAAGUUUAUAUAGACAGAUUAAGCAUGGAUGUAGUGCCUUCUGCAACAGACUAUGUAACAACAAAGUUACAGUUAAGAUCAACAAGCCAUACUUGCCGAAUGGUCACGGUUUGGAACCAGAUGAACAGAUCAAUGUGCUGAUAGAAAGAGAUCGUCAGCAAAUUACUAAGAAAGAAGUGGAUCAUGUCUUCGGAACAUGUGCAGACAAGGAUAGAAAAAAAAAGGACUUGGAAUUUAUCUCAGCUGAUGAAUCAGACAGCAGUGCAUUCUUCGAGAGACAGGAAGAAAGAGAUGUGGAAAGCGGUGCACCAUCUCAACAAAAGAGCAGCAGCCCUUGCGAGAACCAUUGGAGAAGGCUUCGUAUGCUUGCUCUUACCAUUGUCGAAAGUACAAUCUAUGAGACCAUUGUUAUACUUAUCAUAUUUGCCAGCAGUGCAUCUCUGGCCUUUGAAGAUUUCUACCUGGUGGAAAGACCUUUUCUUGAAUAUGUUCUGAAUAUCAUGAACAUCAUCUUCUCUGCCAUAUUCCUGGUUGAGGUCCUGCUUUCCUUACUAGCCUUUGGUUGCUACAAAUACUUUACCACUUCAUGGACCUUACUAGACUUCUUCGUUUGUGUGGCUUCCCUGCUUAACAUCUUUCUGCAGUACUGGACCUCUGUAUCAGUUUUUAGUUCUUCUACCAUUGUCCGUUCUGUCAGAUGCCUUCUUGCAUUAAGGCCUUUACGCAUUAUUUCUCAUAUCUGGGGUAUGAAGGUUUUGGUCAACGCUAUCAUGAAUGCCAUACCAGCUAUCAUAAACGCCUUCCUUGUGAGCUUGAUAUUCUGGAUUAUGUUCGGUGUUAGUGGAGUGGAAUUAUAUGCUGGAAUGUUCUACAAGUGUCUCGAUGAUGAAGGAAACAGGCUUAAUCAUAGCAUUAUUCCCAACAGGUCAAUGUGCAUGGCCAAAAAUUACACUUGGAAAAACUCAGACAUCAAUUUUGACAAUAUUCUGAAUGGAUUUCUUGCGCUAUUUCAAGUGGCUACAUUUGAAGGAUGGAGAGAAAUAAUAGAAGAUGCUGUUGAUACCACUAAGGUGGAUGAACAACCUAUCUUUGAGAAUUCUCCGUUUUCUUAUUUCUUCUUCAUUGCCUUCAUCAUAUGUGGGUCUUUCAUUUUUCUGAACAUUAUUGUUGGUGUCAUCAUUAACAACUUUAAUGCACUAAAGAGAAAGUAUGAAGGCAGUGUUGCUACUUUUUUCCUGACCCCAAACCAGUUAAAAUUGUACAAUACUCUCAAGAAAAUGGCCAACCAGAAGCCAUCAAAGAGAUUUAAAGAACCACAGUGCUACCUUCUGCGCAUCUUCUUUGACCUGGCUCUCAGCUUGCGUUUUGAUUUACUGGUGAUGAUAGUGGUGGUAGUUGAAGUGGGCAUGAUGGCCUCUCACAAAUACAAAAGUAGUUGCAGCUGGACCCAGAUCCUGGACAUUGCUAAUAUUGCCUUUGCUACUUUCUUUGCAUUGGAAGCCAUUAUGAAAAUAUUAGGACUGCAGAUACAUUAUUUUACUGUACCCUGGAACGUGUAUGACUUCACUGUGGCUGUCUUAUCCGUAGCUGGUGUAAUAUCAAAGAUCUUGACAGAUAAUGAGAUCAUAACUUCGGUUUCCUUUAGCAUGGACAUGUCUUCUCUUCGUGUACUUCGCAUGUUUCGCAUAACUCGCAUCCUUAGGCUCACAAGGGUUGGCAGAGGUAUUCGGAAAAUAGUGGUUGCCUUGAUGAUCUCACUACCUGCCGUAGUUAACAUCUUGGCUCUACUAUCACUCUUCAUGUUUAUCUAUGCCAUCUUUGGUGUGUCAUUCUUCUCCAAUGUUAAGUUAAAUGGAGACCAGACAGAUUUAACCAAUUUUCGCACCAUUAGUAAUGCUACACUAUUGCUGCUGACACUGGUCACAGGAGCUGGCUGGAAUGAUGUGCUGAAUGUUAUCAUGACAGAGGAACCAGACUGCAACUCUACCCAUCGUGUGUUGCCCAAUGGGAGCAUAGCGGCAAGUUACAAUGGGGAUUGUGGCAUGAAGGCCUUAGCCAUUCCUUACAUUAUUUCCUACAUUUUGAUUGUCUACUUGGUCGUUGCCAACAUGUUCAUUGCUGUGAUUCUUGAAAACUAUGAGGAGGCACACAAAGAAGACAAGAUUGGUUUAACAGAGGAUGACUUUGAAGUCUUCUACCAGAUCUGGCAGAUUUAUGACCCAAAAGCUACACAGUUCAUUAACUACUCACAGCUUUCAGACUUUGUUGCUGAUCUGGAACCACCUCUUGGUAUAGAGAAACCUAAUGAGAUUGCUUUAGUAUCCUUCAACCUUCCUAUAAUGCCUGGCGACAAAAUACAUUGCCUAGACAUUUUGCUGGCUCUUGUCAAGAAUGUUAUUACUGAUGUGGAAGACAGUGAGGAAAUGGAAGACCAUUUAGAAAAGAUAAACAUCAAGUUUUCACAGAUGUUCCCAAUUCGUACAACCAUGCAACCUGUCAGCAACACAUUAAUGCGAAAGAAGGAGGACGUGGCAGCUAGAACAUUGCAAACAGCCUGGAGAAACUUCAAAACACAGGAGGCAAUGACGAUGUUGAUGAUGCUGACAGUUCAUAACAGCCAACAUUAUGCAGCCUGCAACAAACGCAUUUUGUCCAAAAGCCUCCAUAGACUCCGUUCCAACUUGGCUGGAGCCCUCAACAUUUAUUUUGACAUCCUUGUCUCGGAUCAUUCAGACGACAAGGAUUAGGUGCUGUUCUGUCUACUCAAGAGUUUAUAACUGGGAUCCAGAAUAUAGAAUAUAGUCGACCUUAUAUAAGACUAUAUUAAAUAAGUAGAUUAGAAAAAAGUGCAUUCAAUCUAAAGAAAGCAGUUUACUCUGUUGGAGUGCAUACCAUUGGUUGGCCAUAGUGUCAUAUGUAGCUGUGAUGAUGGGUCAAAACUUACCUGCACCCUGAAACUCAUUUCUACUUUUUCUUGCAUAACAUAGCAAAGCUGAGUUAAAUUGUUUUUCUAGUAAACUGCUUAAUGCAUGGUUACUACAGACUGCCUGCUGUAGUAUCUUAAGAGUCUUAAGAUAUUGUUAUACAUCAGUUUGCUUUUUAAAGUCAUCAAUAAAGUCCAAAAAGGAGA
This is a messenger RNA of Pomacea canaliculata, 7561 nucleotides long. Its product is annotated as sodium channel protein 1 brain-like. Gene Ontology annotation, cellular component: voltage-gated sodium channel complex; plasma membrane. Bases 1587 to 7178 code for a protein of 1863 amino acids. The transcript is spliced from 35 exons. NCBI's taxonomy places the organism in Eukaryota, Metazoa, Mollusca, Gastropoda, Architaenioglossa, Ampullariidae. The record is from RefSeq and is a predicted model, not a curated record. Gene Ontology annotation, molecular function: voltage-gated sodium channel activity. Gene Ontology annotation, biological process: neuronal action potential; membrane depolarization during action potential; sodium ion transmembrane transport.